AUGGAAAAUUGGUUAAUGUUGCUAUUGCUGGCAAUAGCAUUUACCGGUAAGGCUGUGGUUGUUUCAGCCGCCGCCGCCGCCUAUGAAUCGCCGCAAUUCAGAGUGGUACACUUGGAAUCCGAUUUUGAAAUAAGAUUGUACAUGGAAAUCUCUUGGAUGACAGCUCUUGUCCGUGGAACUUCCUUCGAGAACUCCACUAAACGAGGCUUCCACAGGUUGUAUCAGUAUCUCCAAGGUGCAAACCGUAACUCCACUCGUUUCUUCAUGACAAAGCCCGUCUUAACCAGCAUCAUUCCGUCCCAACGCGGUGGGUCGCCGUCGUCUUAUAUCGUGAGGUAUUAUCUGCCAGCAGAGUAUAACAAUAAGUCUCCGCCGCCGCCCUCGGCGGAGUUGAACUUGCAGUUGGACAAGUGGAAGAGCCACUGUAUUGCAGUCAGAAAGUUUUCCGGAUAUGCUAGGGACGACAAUGUGGAGAAAGAAAAAGACGCUCUGGGUUCUAGCCUUGGUAAAAGGUUGAUGCAAGGAGUGGAUCAAAACCAGUAUUAUAACUACAGCAUUGCGCAGUACAAUGCUUCGAAGCAUCCCACCGGGCGCAUAAACGAGGUUUGGAUUGAUGUAUCGGGUUUUGCCGACGAGGGAUGUCCGGUAUAGCUAUGAGAAAUUUCGCCAUAAUUAUGUUUGUGAGAUAAG
This is a messenger RNA of Hibiscus syriacus, 690 nucleotides long. RefSeq lists its product as uncharacterized. The record is from RefSeq and is a predicted model, not a curated record. NCBI's taxonomy places the organism in Eukaryota, Viridiplantae, Streptophyta, Magnoliopsida, Malvales, Malvaceae. Bases 1 to 651 code for a protein of 216 amino acids. The transcript has 2 exons.